AUCUUCCCUGGAGUCACUCCGCGUUUUCCUUGACCGCGCGGAGCUCUAGAAGCUCUUAGGGCCUACACCAGAGUUUGGAAGAACUCCAGAAGCGGUACGUUUGUUCGAGAGUCCCGGGCUUCGAAUGUAACGACGCUAUUUAUGCGGAUAAAAACGGCCUCCACGAAACCAAGCUGUGUUUAUAAUAACUCGUCGCGUCUAAUCCUGCGUUGAAGCGGACAUCGAAGGCACGAGAUACUCGCACAUUUCCAUCAACGGCUGAAGAUGAAAGCUGCCUUCAUAACGAUCUUGUUCGUUGCUGUGUCUACCCUCGGUGCCACCGCUACGCGCUCUCCCAGUUGCCCUGAAGUGGCAUGCAACCGGGACAGCUGUUCGCAGUUACACUGCAGCUGUGGGACUCACAAGGACCUGUGCCGCUGCUGUGACCUGUGCAACAAGUGCCCGGAAGAGCAGUGCAACUCGUACUUCUUCGACCGGUGCUCCAGUGGCCACGAGUGUGUCUUGGACGAACCUUCGACUCCUUUCGAGCACGGUGGAACGGGACACUGCAAGCCUAGUAACGCCACUGUCUCGCGCAGAUCUUGAAGCGGGCGCAUUUAACAGAUUCAAGAUGAACAUAGCCCUGGUAACCCUCUUAUUCAUCGCAGUGACCAUAACAAGCACUUCGGGAACAUCUACUCUGAACUGCGCGAAGAUGGAGUGCAGUCCGGAUACUUGUCCAAAGUGGCAGUGCUCCUGUGGAAGCUACAAGGACAUGUGCAAUUGUUGUGACAUCUGCUACAAGUGUCCCGGCGAAGAGUGCAACGUGUGGAUCCUCAACCUUUGCACCGAGGGCCACGAAUGUGUCCUGCAAGACCCUGAAAAGGCGUUCGAAGUCGGCGGAGUGGGUCACUGCAAACCUAUCAACGCCACUGAUGCCCCAGAAACUUGUUAAUAGAGUGAAUUUUGCCUUGAGAUAUUUCGUAAGUACAGAAAUAAAGAUAUUAUCAACAGGAA
Molecule: messenger RNA, 996 nt
Organism: Dermacentor albipictus
Lineage: Eukaryota; Metazoa; Arthropoda; Arachnida; Ixodida; Ixodidae
Source: RefSeq, a predicted model, not a curated record